UGACGUAGCUUCCGGUCUGUCUGCCAGUGUUGUUGGGUUACUAAAAUGGCGACAGCGGCUGUAGUAGUGACUUCCUCCGGCAAAGAUGUUGUAGCGGAGGGGCUGCUCGACCUCCUGAGACCAGCUAUCCAGCAGCUCGACGUGCAUGUACACUCAGUCAGAGAAAGCCAGGUAGAAUUAAGAGAACAUAUAGACAAUCUGGCCACAGAGUUGUGCCGGAUAAAUGAACAUCAGAAGGUGGCUCUAGACCUGGACCCUUAUGUAAAGAAGCUGCUGAAUGCAAGACGUAGAGUAGUGCUGGUGAACAACAUCCUGCAGAAUGCUCAGGAACGUCUGAGACGACUCAACCACAAUGUGGCCAAGGAGACCGCUCGGCGAAAGACCAUGCUGGAGGCUUCAGGAGUGUUCACCUCCCGCUCCCCCAGUAAACCCUGAACCUCCUCCUGCUCUGUGAACUGUCCUGACACAUCAUUACUGGAGACUGCAACAGGAGGAGCACGAGUCUUCCUUUGACGUUUGGUUAGCUGUUUGUCCAGUGACAUGCUGGCCUGCAAUGCUUUGUCUUAUGUUGUAAUCAAAAUAAACAUCCUGGCUGCUAUCUGUUCUGCGUUAGGCAGCUGUAAAAUGACAAAAUACAACAGAAUCCGCUUUACAUUUCACAAGAUAACACAUUUACUCUACAGAAUCAAUAACUACUUAAACCAACGAGCAAGAUAAACUAACACUUAGCCUGGGGUAAUGUUGGGCACCAAAAUAUCAGAUCCUUGUUUUGUAUUCAGAUGACUACAUGUACUAUAAUGCACUGGUCUGGCCACUAGGGUUGGGUCAGAUUCAUUUGAAAUUGAACCGAGACCUCAAUACAUUACACAAUCUAAUGUGAACCUUGAAAAUGUUGUACCUUUGUACUAAAAACAAUUGACACAGCCACAACAAUUGAAUUCUGCAAAAUUGUUUGUAGUUUAAACAUCUCACAACAUUUCUGAUGCACAUUUUGCAUUUUCAUAAUUUACAAUUGUUCAAAUCAAAUAAGACAAACUACAGUUGUAUUGUUUGUAUUUUGCAACAUGUGGGAUGCUGUUUCUUUUGUGUAAGUUGUUGCUGAUUUUGUAAAAAAUGUAAGUAACAUGGAGGACUUAACUCUUGAAACGCUAGUGUUAGGAACACUAACUCAAAAGGUUCAUCUUCCAUUUUUAAUGUAAAUUAAAAUGAAUUAAAACUACAUCCAUAAAUCAACAUUAAAAAACAAAUAUUCAU
This is a messenger RNA of Anarrhichthys ocellatus (wolf-eel), 1254 nucleotides long. It is a transcript of the gene snapin, whose product is annotated as SNAP associated protein. The record is from RefSeq and is a predicted model, not a curated record. Gene Ontology annotation, biological process: lysosome organization; synaptic vesicle exocytosis; lysosome localization. Gene Ontology annotation, molecular function: SNARE binding. NCBI's taxonomy places the organism in Eukaryota, Metazoa, Chordata, Actinopteri, Perciformes, Anarhichadidae. The transcript is spliced from 4 exons. Gene Ontology annotation, cellular component: BLOC-1 complex; BORC complex; synaptic vesicle. The coding region runs from base 46 to 435 and encodes 129 amino acids.